This is a messenger RNA of Ictalurus furcatus (blue catfish), 3024 nucleotides long. RefSeq names its product FIGNL1 interacting regulator of recombination and mitosis (gene firrm). Bases 187 to 2916 code for a protein of 909 amino acids. The transcript is spliced from 25 exons. NCBI's taxonomy places the organism in Eukaryota, Metazoa, Chordata, Actinopteri, Siluriformes, Ictaluridae. The record is from RefSeq and is a predicted model, not a curated record.
AAUGGGCUCGUCCAUAAUGCUGAGGAAAGAAGCGGCUCAUUUAAAACGCAAAGGCGAGUAUUUUAAAUGUUUACAGUUUUUAUUUUUAUUUCUUUUUACGGAUUUUUGUGCAAAUAUUAUUUUGUCCGUUCCUGUUAUGUUUUAAUGUGAUUUCUCUCAGCACACACAUCUUUACGGGCUUAGGCGAUGUCUCAAGCUACACUUUUGGAGGAGGUGGUUCAGUGGAGCCCGGAGACAUGUCAACAACAACUGAGAGUGGUCCUGCCCAAACUGGUCUCCUUUCAUCAGAACACUAAUAGCUGGAGUGAACACAUCAAUGUUCUGCAGAUUAUUGUAGACAUGUUCCUUCCUCAUCUCCCUCUGUCAGAACUUGAGGAAGAAUGUUUCUCUAAACUCCUACCUAAGGUGGUGGUGAUGUUUGCUGGCCUUUUGGAAGAGAUUGCCAAGCAAAUUGGAGACCUAUCCAGCCAGAACACUGAGCUCCAUGUAUUCCUCAGGGAUAUUCUGCAGAUGAUGGUGAAGACACUGGAAGCUCUGUCUGCGUGUGUGCGCCACGUGUGCACUCUUGAUGAGACCAUCUCCCUGGACUCCAUCCGCUCUCUGCCCUCUUGUGUCCUCCACAUCUUAAAGGACACCUUCCAGCACUGCAAGGAUAGUGAGGUUGUAUACAGCGGGAGACUGUCACUAGUGGGGGACCUUCUACAGGGUCUGUUCAGAGAAGCCUACUCCCUCCAGAAGUGCCUGAUGGAGCUGCUGGAUAAGAUCAGCCUGGAGAACAGUGCCUCUGAAGAAGAAAUAUCUGAUAUAGUCACAGUGAUCCACAGUUUGCUGGACAUAUGUUCAGUCAUAUCCAAUCUUGAUAUUGCCCUCCAUGCUAACACCUGGAAAUUCAUCAUCAAGCAGAGUGUGAAGUACCAGUCUCUGGUGGAGGAGCGCUUACGGCACAGUGACCUCAUUACUUAUUUGUGUGAGGACCUGGUGGCCUCAGUGCGGAACUCUCUGGAGAUGGCUGAGCAGAUGCAGCAGUCGGCUCUGAAGGAAAUAAAGCAGUGCCCUGAAUACAAAGUUUUCCAGAAAACCACAAAGAUGUGCAGGUUUUUUGCCAACACACUGGUCCAUUACAUAAAGGAAUUUAAUCCGUUCCUUUCAAAGUUCUGCAGUUGUUUUCACCAGCUCUACCUUCAAGUCCUCAGUAAAUUUCCUCCUUGUGCCUUAGCCCCGUCUGCGCCUGUUGCCCUGCUUGAAGAGCUGAGCGGUGUUGUUUUGGUCCCUAUGGAUGCUAUGCUGACACAGCUUUUAUCCACGAGGUCUUUUGUUGAGUGUGUUCUGACCCCGGCCCAGAAGUACAGUUCGGAUCUGGCCCUGGCGCAGUGUCUGCUGCUGGUGAACGUGUUGGGGAAGCUCUGCACCCAGACAGGUGAGACGCUGUGUCUCUGGUACGAUGGCAGUCAGUUCUCGGAGGAAACGCACAGGCUGUCAAUCUUUGAGGCAGUUUUUCUGUGUUUCCGUCAGUGCCUGGUGGAGCGGACUGUUCCUGUACGGUUGCCUGGGGUGAUGAUUCGUGGCCAGGCUCAGGGAACAGUGAGCCUGCACCAGCAUGUGUGUGUACAUCUGUGUGGCUGCGUGGCAGCACUGCCGGCUCGACACUUCCCCAGGCUGGAGCGGUCACUGUUAGGCGCUGUGCUCCAGUCAGACACCCAGACGGCCGUAUUAGCCACUGACGUCUGGUGCUUCCUGGCACGAUACGGUACGGCCGAGUUAUGUUUGCACCACGUUCUCCUCACAGCUCACCUGAUAAAGUCCUGCCCGGGUGCCAACUAUCAGCUGACUCAUUUGGGUUUGCUGCUAAGACGCCUGCUCUUUCUUAUGACUCCACACCACCAGUUGGAGUUUGUUGAAUGCUUCUUGCCGUCUAAGGAUGAGAACUUGUGUGUGUGGAGUCUUGUUUUACUCAGUAGUCUGUGCUCGGAUGUGCGUGCUCAUGUGGAGAGAGAAGUAUUGAACAGCGUCCAAGUUGCUAUUGAUGCUUGGCAUGGCGCAGACUACAGGCUAGGGAACAUACCCACACUGAACAAGGCACUGAGUUGUUUGCUGGUGGUGGUCCGAGGAGAUCCAGUGCAGGCUGAGUGUUUGACUUCUUCGGUGAAUAUUAUUCAUCAGCUGUGGAAUCGUAUGGAUGCUGCCCAGGUUCAGACCCACCCCUCUCUUCAGUGUACCUUGAAGCUGCUUCUGUCCAUCUCAGGGAAGUUGAUUCAAAGUGUAGAACCACAGGCCAUAGUUCAGGGAUGUUCCUGCCUCAUUGGCCUGAAUCUGCAGAUGUGCCAAGACGACUUGGUGCUGGCUGCUUUGGAGUAUUUGGCCUCCAUGGGGAAAGUGUUUGUUCCUUCUGAAAUUCAGUUUCAGGUUCUGCCCCGACUCAGCUGUCUGUUCAGCACUCUGCUGAUUCAGGAGUCUUGGCUGCUCCAUCAGCACACACUGGAAGCCUUUGCCACGUUUGCUGAGGCCACCAGUCAUGAAGAAAUCAUCUCUCAAAGUCUGACCACAGAGGAGACCAAGAACAAAGUGGUGAAGUUCCUCAGUAAAAUGGUCACAGCCCAGCAGGCUGCAGGGGUCCAUAUGGAGAGGCUGAGGGCUGAGGCAGCUGUGAUGGAAAGACACAGUGAUGGACUGGAGAGAAAGGAAAAGACACCUGAACAAACAUCUGUUGCUCAGCAGCCGUGUGCCAAGCGGCCACGCCAAGAGACCUGUGAACAAGACGAGUACGAGCGCUACCUCCAGGCAGCAGAAAGUGCUCUGAGGGCACUGCAGGGUCUUGCAGCUGUAUCCACUCCACAGUGGGUGACCUCGAGACUGCAGGCCUUACAAACACUGAUUACACAGAUCAGCAGUAACAUCCCCAUCCUCCCUGAUCCCUGAUCCCCGAGCAGGAAACAGGGCGGCACAGCAGAUCAUCCUGUUUCUCUCCGGCCUGGACACAUCAAUUUCAGCUGGAAGUAAAUAAUGCAACUGGAUAUUUGGGCAAGA